Molecule: messenger RNA, 1125 nt
Organism: Funneliformis geosporum
Lineage: Eukaryota; Fungi; Glomeromycota; Glomeromycetes; Glomerales; Glomeraceae
Source: the annotation of a GenBank genome assembly
AUGAGUGCAGAAAAAUUGGAAUUCAAUUUACCAGCCGUGUUCACAAUCGGUCCAAGAGAUGAACCAAAAGCGUUAAUAAAAUAUGCGAAAUUAUUAUCAAAUGACAAAAAUAGUGAAGAUGUUAAAGAUUUAGUUAGAGGUAUCAUUGAAGGUGAAACUAGAGUUAUAGCAGCCGCCAUGACCAUGGAAGAAAUGUUUAGAGAAAGGAAAGGUUUCAAGGAGGAAGUAAUUAAAACUGUUCAAGCUGAAUUAGAUCAAUUUGGUUUAUACAUUUAUAAUGCUAAUGUUAAGCAACUUCAAGAUACUCAAGGUUCUGAAUACUUUGCUUAUUUGCGUAUGAAAACUCAAGAAGGUGCAGUAAAUCAAGCAAAGGUUGAUGUAUCUGAAGCAAAAUAUAAGGGUGACGUUGGUACAAAGGAACGAGAAGGAUUGACCAGGAGAGAAAAUUCAAAAAUCGAAGCAGAUACAAUUAUAGUUGAGAAUGAAAAUAAGGUAUCAGUUGCAGAAGCAGAAAUGACUUUAGCCACCAAAAAAUCCGAAUUUGAAAAAUCGACGAAAAUAGCAGAGAUUGAAGCAUCGCAAGCUGCAAAAAUCAGAGAUUCUGAGCUACAAAAACAAGUAGAAGAACGUAGGCUAUUAUCUGAAACAGAACGUUUACGUGUACAAUAUGUUGCCAAGGCUACAGCAGAAUUUGAAGCAGCUAAGGCGAAUGCUAAUGCUAAAUUUUAUGAAAAACAAAAGGAGGCCGAAGCCGAACUUUACCAACAACAGAAAGAUGCAGAAGGGAUUUUGGCUGUUUAUAAUGCUCAGGCUGAAGGUAUCAAAAAUUUGAUGCAGGCUUUUGGUGGGGAUAGCUCUGCAGCUCUUCAAUAUAUUAUGAUUGAACGUGGUGUAUACCAAGAGUUGGCAAAAGAGAAUGCUAAUGCCGUUCAAGGAUUGAAUCCUAAAAUUACCGUUUGGAAUACCGGGGAACAGGGUGGAAAUUCUUCUAUGAAUCCUUUAUCAAAUAUUUUCCAAUCUUUACCCCCUCUGUUAUCUACUGUUCAAGAACAAAUUGGUCUUACUCCUCCAAAUAUGUUGGGAAAUCUGUCAGAUGGGGCUAGUUCUUUUUCAAAAGGAAAAUAG